This is a messenger RNA of Oikopleura dioica, 2049 nucleotides long. The record is from the annotation of a GenBank genome assembly. NCBI's taxonomy places the organism in Eukaryota, Metazoa, Chordata, Appendicularia, Copelata, Oikopleuridae.
AUGAGUUACGAACCCGAGAAGGACUAUCGGGCGCCAGAUGAGAACAAGAACUAUUACCCGCAGAAUAAUGGUGACUUCAAUCACGGCCCGCGCGACUACAGACAAGACAACCGUGGUGGAUACGGCGGAUAUGAUCGACGAGAUGACCGCGGGUAUGGCGGCGGCGGAGGAUAUGGCCGCUCGAACUAUGGCCAGCCACGACACGGCGGCUACGACAACAGACGUCACGACGAUCGCAGAGGCGGCGGUGGCGGCUUCUGGGGAGGCAGCAGAGACGGUGGAAGCCGCGGAGGUGGAGUCGACUCUCGCUGGGCUAACCUAGACAACGACAGAGAGGAGUACGGCGGCAGCAGACAUCACUACGGUGGAGGCCGAAGCGGAGGCUACGGCGGCGGUGGAGGAUACGGCGGUGACCGAGGCUACGGACGCGGAGGACCUCACCGAGGAGACGACAGACUUGCUGGCAAGUGGGACAGCCGUGGACAGUACCACGACCCAAGCAACGUUGAUUGGACAAAGCCUCUUCCACGAGACGAACGACUCGAGAAGGAGCUCUUCAAAGGCGCCAACUCCGGCAUCAACUUUGAAAAGUACGACGACAUCCCCGCAGAAGUAACCGGUGAAGAUCCACCAGGAUGCGUCAGCACCUUUGAGGAGUGCAAUCUCGGCGAGAUCAUCAACGAAGCGAUCAAGCUCGCGAACUACACCACCCCUACCCCCGUCCAGAAGAACGCCAUUCCAAUCAUCAACAAGGGACGAGAUCUGAUGUCUUGUGCCCAGACUGGUUCCGGAAAAACUGCCGCCUUCUUGCUCCCCAUGCUCUCCAGCAUCUUUCACAGUGGACCCGGCGACAGCGUCAAACAGAACAACAGCGGUUACCGAGGUCGAAGAAAACUCUACCCACUUGCCCUCGUCCUUUCGCCCACUCGAGAGUUGGCUUCCCAAAUCUACGAUGAAGCCCGAAAGUUCGCUUACAGAUCGCAUGUACGACCAUGCGUCAUCUACGGUGGUGCCGAUGUUGGCGCUCAGAUGAGAGACCUUGAUCGAGGCUGCCACUUGCUUGUCGCCACUCCCGGUCGAUUAGCUGACUUCCUCGACAGAGGAAAGAUUGGCUUGGACCACUGCCGAUACCUCUGCCUCGAUGAGGCCGAUCGAAUGCUUGACAUGGGUUUCGAGCCCCAGAUUCGACGAAUCGUCGAGAAGGACAACAUGCCACCAAAAGGCGAGCGACAAACUCUUAUGUUCUCCGCUACCUUCCCCAAGGAGAUCCAGCACCUUGCCCGCGACUUUUUGGACAACUACAUCUUCUUGACUGUCGGUCGAGUUGGUUCCACCUCGCAAAACAUCACUCAGAAGGUCGUCUGGGUUGACGAGAAUGACAAGAUCAACUUCCUUACCGAUCUUCUCGCCGCUACAGAUCAGAACAGCCUCACCCUAAUUUUCACCGAGACAAAGAAGGGCGCUGACUACCUCGACAACUACCUCUACGAUCGAGGAUUCCGAUCGACCUGCAUUCACGGUGACAGAAAUCAGCGAGAGCGAGAAGGUGCUCUCAAGAGCUUCCGUGAAGCGCAGACUCCCGUCCUCGUCGCCACUGCUGUCGCCGCUCGAGGUCUUGACAUUCCUAACGUCCGACACGUCAUCAACUUCGAUCUCCCCUCGGACAUUGACGAGUACGUCCACCGAAUCGGUCGAACUGGUCGAGUAGGAAACAUUGGUCUCGCCACCUCCUUCUUCAACGACAAGAACUCGAACAUCGUCCGAGAUCUCCUCGAGCUUCUUAUCGAGGCUAAGCAGGAAGUCCCAGAGUGGCUCGAGAAAUGCGCUGCCAACAACCGACGACCAGGAGGCCGAGGCGGACGACGAUUCGGCGGUCAAUUCGGUGCCCGCGAUUACCGAACACAAGGUGGCCGAGGAGGCGGCGGUGGCGGCCGAGGCGGUGGCCGACAAGGAUCCGGAGGAUACCGAAGCAACAACUACGGCUCCGGAGGUGGCAACCGAUCCUUCGGCGGCGGCGGAGGAUCCUCUGUCGACUGGUGGGCCAACUAA